CGCACCAUUUUCCUGCUUGAAGGCGGAGUUUGACUGUUGGGCAAUAUUUGGAAAACUAACAGCCAGACCCCAGUUUCCACAGGAAAAGAAAAAAAAUGGGAAACCGAGAUGAUGAAUACGAUUAUUUAUUCAAAGUUGUGCUGAUCGGAGACUCCGGGGUGGGCAAGAGCAACCUGCUGUCACGCUUCACCAGAAAUGAGUUCAACCUGGAGAGCAAGAGCACCAUCGGGGUGGAGUUUGCCACCCGCAGCCUGCAGGUGGACGGCAAGACCAUCAAGGCUCAGAUUUGGGAUACGGCCGGACAGGAACGCUACCGAGCCAUCACCUCGGCGUACUACCGGGGAGCGGUGGGCGCUCUACUGGUGUACGACAUCGCCAAGCACCUGACCUACGAGAACGUGGAGCGCUGGCUGAAGGAGCUGAGGGACCACGCCGACAACAACAUUGUCAUCAUGCUGGUGGGGAACAAGAGCGACCUGCGACACCUCAGGGCCGUGCCCACCGAUGAAGCGCGGGCCUUCGCUGAAAAGAAUACGCUGUCAUUCAUCGAGACCUCCGCCUUGGACUCCACAAAUGUGGAAGAAGCCUUCAAAAGCAUCCUCACAGAAAUCUACCGCAUCGUGUCCCAGAAGCAAAUAUCGGACAGAUCGAUGCACGAUGACUCUCCGGGCAACAACGUUGUGGACAUCAGUGUGCCACCCACCACCGACGGACAGAGGUGGAAUAAAACGGCGUGCUGCCAGAGCUUGUGAACUCUUCUUUUUUUUUGGUCCCCUUCUUGUUGUUCCCUCUCACUUCGACUUCAAUCCCAUUCCCAAUGACCCGGUCGCUUUGAGAGCGACGGUGAGGGGAUGUAAAAGUUUCUCCAUUCCCAGACAUUGGAGGUGUGGACUUGUACUCGAUGUCUCAGAGAAGACACGAUACCCGGUAACAGAGCGACCGUUACCGUCUUGACUCACAAGAAUGAAAGCCAUCCAGUUUUUCCAAGCACACACCAAAGCAAGACAAGUGAUUUCAUGUUAAAAAGCUUACAAUGCACCGGCUAUUAUGCUUUUGCAUGUCCAAUGAUUUCAAUGUUUAUCUUUUUUAUUUGACAUUUAUUCCGUCCGAUAACAUUUCAAUGGCUGCAUUUCAAUGGUAUGAUGAAUCGCACGCUCCCUUGAGCAACAUCCAGUAAUUGUUUGACCAGUGCAGGGAAGGAUUUGGAUGACUUAUUUGUGUCCGAUAUUUCUUGUGAAAUUUGCUGACGCGUCAAUAAAGCUCACGUCAAAUGUA
Syngnathus typhle (broad-nosed pipefish) is the source of this 1275-nucleotide messenger RNA. RefSeq names its product ras-related protein Rab-11B-like. Gene Ontology annotation, biological process: constitutive secretory pathway; regulated exocytosis. The transcript is spliced from 5 exons. Gene Ontology annotation, molecular function: GTPase activity; GTP binding. NCBI's taxonomy places the organism in Eukaryota, Metazoa, Chordata, Actinopteri, Syngnathiformes, Syngnathidae. The record is from RefSeq and is a predicted model, not a curated record. Bases 96 to 752 code for a protein of 218 amino acids. Gene Ontology annotation, cellular component: recycling endosome.